GUGAUCUUGGGAACCCCGUUUGAUGUGAACGCGUCGGCUAUCACAGGCAACGUACCACCACCGUACCUAGACAGCAGGAACCUCAGUGCCAUCUUCCAACAGGAACACAAGGCUGCUCAAACUGAGAUCCCGAACCUCCAGGAUCCUGUCUAUUGCGCCUACGCCACAUGGCUCUGCAACCAGAUGCCUCGGUCUAUACGAGCCUCCUUCGCACGCGCGGUGCGGUCUAUAGCUCAGCGGACGCGCAUCGAGUCGGCGCUGACCCUACGCUGGCAGGCGUCGGCGCUUGACUGCCUUCAGGAGGCCGCCGAGGCCUUCCUUGUGGACCUCUUCUCGUACGCGGCGUUGGCGGCUGCCCACGCGAAACGCGUCACCGUGAAGCCUGUGGAUCUGCAUCUUGUCUGCAGGUUCAUCCAUUUCCUUCAGUAA
Messenger RNA from Mesocestoides corti, 429 nucleotides. Lineage: Eukaryota; Metazoa; Platyhelminthes; Cestoda; Cyclophyllidea; Mesocestoididae. The record is from the annotation of a GenBank genome assembly.